This is a messenger RNA of Haliotis rubra (blacklip abalone), 8946 nucleotides long. RefSeq names its product pumilio homolog 1-like. Gene Ontology annotation, biological process: miRNA processing; regulation of mRNA stability. The record is from RefSeq and is a predicted model, not a curated record. Gene Ontology annotation, molecular function: mRNA 3'-UTR binding. NCBI's taxonomy places the organism in Eukaryota, Metazoa, Mollusca, Gastropoda, Lepetellida, Haliotidae. Gene Ontology annotation, cellular component: cytoplasm; cytosol.
AUGGUACCCAACAUGCAUUUCGCAGACAAAAUGUCGUUCGCCAUAUUGUAAGACAUUCCUAUUGGGUCAACCUUUAUCCGAUGCAAUCAAGGUUGACGCAAAGUGCUAGAAUGAACAGUCAAUGCCUGUUUCAAGUAUGAACGAAGUUUCUUGGAACGACAGCCAAGGGAUGUUGACAAAUUCACGAGAAAUGGCGGGGAUAAGACAAAACCAAGGACCAGGUAGUCGAUCGCAGGACGAUGCCAUGGUUGGCUACUUUUUCCAGAGACCUCAAUCGGAUACGGAACUUAUGGGUGGAUACAAUAAUAAGCGAUGGGCAGUUGGGGACGACAGUGUCAUAGAACAGUCGAGAGGCAUGCAGGUUCAAGAUUUAGAAAGAGACUUCCAUGGAUUGACACUCUCUCGCGAGAUCAAUCCUUCAAAGAAGAUAUGGGAGGUUGGCGAGGAAGGGCACAAGGGAGGGGACGGAGGCAAGAGUGGCAUCUUCACAGGACACCACCCCUGGACAACGCGCGACGACACAUGGAGUGGGCCAGAAACCAGUGCUCUUGGUGUGAAUAUGGUUGAGUAUGUGCUCGGUGGCUCUCCUACUGGGAAGGAUAUGGAAGGAAGAAUGAGGAUGAAAGGGACUUUUGUAAGUCGUUAUCAGAAUACACCUGUAGCAGCCCAGGAUCCAAGUAUAGUGGAAGCAUCUACUGAAAAGAAGAGCAAGACGCCAUCACCAUUUGAGGACGACGGCGGUGACCGCGGAGAAGAGAAUAAAGACUUGCAGCAAAACGGAAUCCUGCAGAAUGGACUGGAUGAUGGUCAAGGGUUCAGAGGAGGGAGCAGACAAACCUCCCCAACUGGUGAUGAAGGCAAGGUCCCUCCCACACAGCUUCAGCUGGACCCCAGUAAGAUGCAGCUGAAGCCAGAUGGGGACUUCCUGGACCAGCAGCCCUCACUUGUUGUGCAUCAGCAAGGAUUUCAGCUGGACACUCCCCAGUUUGAACCUGUUGGCAUUGAUCCUGGGCAGUUUGACUACAGCAGUCAACUCAUGCCCUCCAUGGAUAGUCCAAAUUUCAACAUGGAUUACAACCAGCUUCUGCAGCGUCAGCAACAGCAGCAGCAGCCCAUAGCUGUACUGACUCAACAGCAGUACGCAUUAGCAACACAACAACAGCAACUGGGCUUGGCCCCUACUGCAAUUGCUCCACCCCCCUACGUUCUGAGCGCGCAGGAUCCGUAUACUGUGGGGAUCCCAAUUGCAGGCCCCACAGUAAUUCACCCUCAGUAUUAUGGGGUACAAACGCCAUGGGGUAUAUACCCUGCCAACCUCAUACAGCAGCCCCAAGGGCAGCAGACCCCUCAGGGCAUGCAGCAACAACAGACACAGAUGAUGCCACGACAGAGUAAUGGGAGGCCGCUCACGCCGUCCCAGCAGAAUGAUGGCAUGGGAACACCUCAGACACUACAAGCACAACCACUCCAGGCUCCAAAUGCUGGCUACCAGAUACUUGCACCUGCUUAUUAUGAUCAAAAUGGACAGUUAGUGAUGGGUAACCCUCGUGGCAUUGGCACGCCAGUUCGCCUCGUUUCUCCAGCUCCGGUUCUUGUCAGUGCUAAUGCCAAUCAACAAGGCGGGAACAGUUCCAUGGGCAACAACACGCUGCGUCUUUUAACAACACAGCCUCAGCAAGUUCAGACCCCGCCAGUCGUCUUGUCUAGUAGCAACAGCAACUCCCAGCAACAGAGUAGCUCUUUAGGUACGUGUCCGGAAUCGUUCGAUGUGAAGCGGCAACAGCUUCCUGUUGGUGGCUAUUACAGCCAACUAAGUGGGAUGGCCUCUCCGGCUGGCCCUGGGGGUCUCAUGCAGCCGGGGCAGUCCAUGACGCCGCCCCCAUCACUCUCUGGAUCAACCUCGAAUCUCACACUAGGAUCGUGGGAUAAUUGUGGUCUAGGUGGUAGUGGACGUCCCUACUCAGCUGCCCCAGGAGCCGAAGCAAAGUACCGAGCUGGACUUAUCUCCCCAGCCAAUGGUCUGUUUGGAAACUCCACUUUGUUCCAGAAUCGUAAUUUUGCAUCUCGAAGUGCUAGUUUGUCGAAGGAGGUGACAGGACGUAGCCGUCUGCUUGAGGACUUCCGUAACAACCGUAUUCCAAAUCUCCAGCUGAAGGACCUUGUCAAUCACGUGGUUGAGUUCUCCCAGGACCAACAUGGUUCAAGAUUCAUUCAACAGAAGCUUGAGCGUGCAACUCAUCAAGAGAAGGCCAUGGUGUUCGGGGAGAUUCUCACAGCAGCAUACAGUCUCAUGACGGAUGUCUUUGGAAAUUACGUCAUCCAAAAAUUCUUCGAGUUUGGAUCCUCAGAUCAGAAGCAGACCCUAGCUCAGCGAGUACGAGGCCAUGUAUUGCCACUAGCUUUACAGAUGUACGGCUGUCGAGUUAUCCAGAAAGCAUUGGAAUCCAUACCAGCAGACAUGCAGGUUGAGAUCGUGAAAGAACUGGAUGGACAUGUGUUGAAGUGUGUGAAAGAUCAAAAUGGCAAUCAUGUAGUGCAAAAGUGUAUAGAGUGUGUAGACCCCAAACAUCUCCAGUUCAUCAUUGAUGCCUUCAAAGGCCAGGUUUUCACACUGUCAACUCACCCCUAUGGCUGCCGAGUUAUCCAGCGAAUCCUUGAACAUUGCAUGCCUGAACAAACAAUGCCAAUCCUUGAAGAGCUGCAUGAACACACAGAGCGCCUUGUGCAAGACCAGUAUGGCAACUACGUCAUUCAACAUGUGCUGGAACAUGGGCGUCCUGAGGAUAAAAGCAAGAUUGUAACCAUGAUCAGAGGCAAAGUAUUGCUUCUCAGUCAGCACAAGUUUGCCAGUAAUGUUGUAGAGAAAUGUGUGUCCCAUUCAUCCCGGCAAGAGAAGGCGUUUCUCAUUGAAGAGGUCUGCUCCAUUAAUGAUGGCGCACUAUAUACGAUGAUGAAGGAUCAGUUUGCGAACUAUGUUGUGCAGAAGAUGAUCGAUGUGGCAGAACCACCGCAGCGCAAGAUACUCAUGCACAAGAUCCGUCCCCACAUUGGUACCUUGCGGAAAUACACGUAUGGCAAGCAUAUCCUUGCCAAACUAGAAAAGUUCUUCCUGAAAAACAACUCUGACUUGGGACCCAUUGGAAUGCCCCCAAAUGGAGCACUUCCGUGAAGAGCAUUAAUUUUUGUGUCUGAAGGGUAAAAUAGAUCAUACUACUGGGAUCCAGAGACGAAUCCUGUGUUUUCACCCAUGGAAUAGUUCUGUAUUGGGUAUUUCUGCAAAGAUAGAAAUAAGAUUGCUGUUGAAUAACAAAGCCCCCCGUUUUGUCUGUUUCCCAGUGUAUACUAAUGUUACUCUUCUGACUUGUCUUUUUUGGAAAUCCGUUUCUCGGAAAUGAGAUUCGGUAGAAUAUUCUAUUUUUGCUUUCACCUUUCUCUACUUUGUUUUUGCAUUAAUUUUGCUAACUAAAUUUGUGGAGCGAGAAUCAAAUGACCAGUUAGCCUGAAGAAGGAGAUGCUCGCUCACAAGCCAGGUUUUACAAUAGUAGUUUGUACUAAUGUGGUAUUUUACUUGUUUACACAGUUUGGGAGGUCUAGUUAGGGGUUUUCUCAUUGCUUUUUUCUUAACCAUCCAUAGGUAGAUUUUGUGACAGUAUCUAUAUAAUCCAUUAUAUUCUUGUUGUCGCUUGUGUGACUAGUGCCUUUGUGGGUUUGUUGAUUGGGCAGAGGAUAGUACUUGCAUGUCUGGCUCAAACUGUAGUAAGCAGAGUUGCAGGUUCCAGCAUUGUUAGGAAUCACUUUGAUCGAGUAAGAGUUGAAAUCGACUAUUAAGGGCAGAAUUUACAGUUUAAAUUGUUUGAAUUAAAUUAAUCGAUAUUCAAGGUGGAGGUAGUCAGUCCCUAUUUUGAGAGUGGUGCUUUGACCGAUAAUCAUGUAUCACUAUGGUAACUUUUGGUUCCUUACCUCUGUAUGGUAUUAAGUCCAUUGAUGCGAGGGCCCGUUCGGAACCUUGGACCCGCCCAGGAGGUUACUGCACCUGCAAUUCUUUAUUAAUGUUGUUGUGAAUGUUGUACAUUUUUCAGUGAUUAUUCCCCCACCCCCCCUCCCCCACUCCCAAAGAAGAUAGUCAAUGGGCCAAACUGAGUAGGAAGAGGGAGAAUUGAGCCAGUUCACAUUUGCUGACCUUGCAGUUACACAGGAUAUUGCUAAAGUUAUUUCUUAAACUGUCCUUGUAGAAGUAUAUACAUGAAGUUAGCAGUUCCUAUUUGAGAAUUCUAGAGUAAGUGUUUCUAGCUAUGUUCUCUCCUUAUGCACAAGUUGUUCGUAAUUACUUACAAAGCGACAUUUUGUUGGCUUCCAAUCCGUAUACUCGCUUGUUUAAAGGGUAAGGUCAAAAGCUCAUCUGCACUUGAUUCUGCAGAAUAGAUAGGUGAAAAUCUCCAUAGUAAAUUUGUACAUUCAUACCCUCUUCAACCAAAGAUCUUGAUUUAUUGAGAAAUUGACGGACUACUUAAGACCUUUAGUUCCUCUGCUAAUAUGUAUAUAGAAAAGAUACAAUAACAGGGUAGCUGGAACAAGGCAGGUAAUAAACUGAAUCAACUCGGUGAUCAGUCAAACUAAAACUUGUGUGCAGCUGCCAUAGUGUCUGUUGGUAUGUUAUCCAUACUCCAAGCAAGGGAAUCUUCCCAAGUACUAAUCUAGUUCAAAGACAUUCAUGUUUCAGGUGGUGCAAUGCCAUUUCCCUUUUCAUAAAUCAGCAUGCACUGAAAUUCCUAUGUUCAGUUACCUCCCUUGUGUAGAUCAAACGUAAGCAUGUACUUGGAAUUCAGGAAUAAUAAUUGACACUCAAAUUUAUAAAGAUUUCAUGAAUGGAACGAAAUGUCAUUGUGUGGUUGACUGAAGCAUGGAGUAUGGAUUCUCUACCUACAUAGUUGCACGAAUGAUCUUGAUUUAGACUUGACAAAUGCUGUUAGUAAUAUUGUGUGGAUGUGUCAGAAUUGGACAUGUCUUCAUUCAUAUCAUUAGUUUCUCAGAGCCAGUGAAAAGAGAUAUUACAGAUCACUGAAUAUUCUUCUUAUAACUGACAAAUAAUUCUCUAUUUCUGUCUGUCUGUCUGGGAAAUUUUCAUGCCAAAGUAUGCCACAUCCAUCCAUUACCGACAACUGGAAUCAAAAAGCAUGUUGUGUUAGAAUCAAAUAAUGACUACAGGCAACUGUUCUGUAUUGUGUAUCUAUUGAAAAACGGAUUCAUUGUAUAUAACAUUGUCAAACGACUUGAAAAUCAUUUGUACAAUUUAGCAUUUUCUCCAAAAGAUCUGGUUUGUAAAAAAAAUCUUUGAAUGUUGUCUCCGAAAAUCUGAUUUUCAUGAGUUUAACAGAAGACUGUAAUAUAUAUUUAGAUGUGUAAAACUAUAGUGUUCAAACCAUAACAUUGUACAAUAGUGUUUACAUUCUGAUGAUGUAUGUUAAGGUGAGAUCAUUAACAUCUCCAACAUAAACUUGUACAAAUCUCACAAUUUCCAUUUCAAACAUGCGAUCUGUCUCGCUGUGUAAAUGUUUACAUAUAAAAAACUUAACAUAAAAUGUAAAGAAAUAGGAAUUUUGACAAUGUACUUCAUUUUCUGCAUCAACUUGUUUUCACAUCAAUAUUUUGUUUGUCAAUCAACUAGUGAUAUUUUUAAAUAUCAAAGUAUUUAGGAUUGAAGUGGAAAAGUGAUGAAAUUAGUGCGGCAAGUUUUUACAGGGCCAAGAAAUUGUACAAAAAUUGGUUCUCAGGCAGUGGUUAUUUUAGUACUGGGUUCCAGUUACCCACCCAUGUGAAAAAUGAAUUGUCCUGCAACCAGCAAUUUAGAUAUUGUAUUUAGGAUAUGUAAGCUUGUACCCACUGCCUGAGCACCAAUCAUAUACAUUUAUUUUAGUAAGUCCUGUCAGUUCAAGUUGUUAAGGUACAGUACAGUUCUUGUACAAAACUACUAGAGCUGUGACGAUAUAUAUCGUAGUAUCGAUAAUCGUGAUACUUUAACUGAUGAUAAAUAUAUCGAUACGUUUUUUCGAAUCGUGAUACGUAUUGUUGACCUUAAAAUUGUUAAUUUUCACUAGAUAUCGAUGGUUAUGUCAAAAUUUCUUGCUAUUAAGAUAUGAUUAUUUAAAGAAAAUAACUAAAGAAAGCAUAUCAUGUGAUAUGGCAACGAAUAGAAUCGUAUCGUUUCAAGAUAUCGCAAUAUGUAUCGUGAAUUUUCUGUAUCGUCACACCUCUAAAAACUACUGAUUCAGUGGAUUGACACAAAUAGAUAACUUCCUGUUGAUUCAACUGGACAGUCAUCCUGCCUAGAACCCAUCUCUCAUAACCAAGUCCUGAAGGCAGUAGCACUGUUUUUGUGCAUUUUGGCAAUCAAGUGUCAUUGUGGACAAAGAAACAAAUUUCAACGGAGAUGAAUUCUUUUUGGACUUGCAUAUAUUAAACCAACUUGUUCAUCACUGCCUAUGCAACUGCUUGUACAGCUGUCACCAGAAACUAAAUAAGGUUGUACCAACCAACCUUUAAGGUGUAAAGUGUAAAUAGAGACAGAACAAUGUAUAGAAGGAUUUGUAUAAAAUCAUGGUGGCCAAUUCAUUGUAUGUAAAUUUCUCCCAUCUAACCUGCGUGUAUGCCACACACACUCUCCUUGUAAGCUACCCACCUUUUUGUAAAGAGAGAUUCAAGUAUUUUGUAAUGGUUAUGUUCAUAAAAUCACUUUUGUAACAUUAUGUGCAUAGGAAUUCAAUGGCCUUAAUUUUCUAUCAGCUUGUACAAAUGUAAAGAAGCCGGUGUAACCGCAGUGUAAAGAUACAAACUAUACUGGUGCUAUAUAUAGAGGAUAAGAUUAAAACCUAUUAGAUUUGAAACAUCAAAUAAUCUUGUACAGAGGGACUCGUCUGAACGAGGAAAGUAUCACUAUGUAAAUUUGAAGCUCCACCAUCCUUUGUGAAUAUGGCACAUUUCUCAAUGAAACUCUGAUAGUCCAUCCUGAUAAACCGCUAGACUAGACCUGCCGACUUUCAUUCAAAUCUCACUGCAGGGGAGAUAACUGCUCUCUACUCUUCUUUUUGUGUUGCAUAUGUCAAAAGCUGCACAAAUUGUUACACACUGGAAUAGUUCAGGGUCUUGAUUAACAACAUUCCAAUGUAUGCUAUUUAAUAUCCUGUGCCUAUACUUGAAAGAUUCUGUCUACUUGGCAAGCUCACAGCAUGGUUAGAAUCCCUUGCAGUGGUAUUGGGUAAAGUCGGUGAACUGGUCAAUGUUGGUAAUCAGGUUUUGCCCUUGAAAGGUGUAUGACUGACUGUUGCUACUACCCAGUGCCCCAGGAUUGUGGGACAGGAGGCAUAGGUGUAUAUUAUUAUGUUGCAUUUAAUAACGUUGUCUGUGUUUAAUCAUAUAUCCUAUUGUAAUAUUUCAUAUAUUUUUCCCAUUUUUUGCACUCAUCUGUAGUUAGUAUUGUAAUAUUUUUGUGAAAUUUGUCAAUAGUCGGCCAAAUGAAAUAAACAGCAGCAGGUGUACAUUAUUACUCUCUCGUGUAGAUUGACAUGUGUACAAAUGUACAUUUUGUAAAUCGGAUUUGCUAUCUGACAGUUUUAUAUAUUAAUAUGUACAGAGAUCACUUUCGUUAUUAAAACCCAGGAAACAUUUCCCAUCAUUUGUACAAAAGUCACUAACUUUCACCAAUGAAUUUGAGUAUUUUCAAAUUUUAUUCUAGUUGUGCUAAGUUUGCACUAAAAUUGGGACCUGUUAUUUUCAGCUGUUCAAACCAUUGGUUACAUUGAAUACAUUUCUCAGUAUUUUGUGUAUGUUGUUUUCUUAUCAUAGACAGAAUGUCUUGCGAGGUAGCAUUUUUGGUUGUAACAUAUCUUCAAAGAUUGCAUUUCUUUUUCUACUCUUUAUUUUUUUUAUAAGCUCUUGAGAAAAGGGCUUUUUGCACUGGAGUCUCAGUGGUAUGGUUUCACAUUUUUCAUCUGGGAAAUAUUUAUCUAGUCACUGUGGAACUAAAUGGAAGAAAUACCUGGCUUAUUCUUUUCUCAAUAAAAUUAAUUAGAAUUGUAUUUCCUAACUUGUCCUGACUUGUUUAAGUCAAGAGAAAUUCUAUUACCUAUGGCUUGACGCUUGUGUGAAAUAUAUAUAUAUAUAUAUUUUUUAACCUCAAUUUGAUUUGAAGUGGUCUGAUAUUGUCCUAAAGGCACUUGACAGUUAAUUUCUGACACAUUUAAUCAAGGAUUUAACAUUUUACCUUCUUACAUAUUUAAUAUGUCCAUGCUUUGAUGUUUUAUUUUUCAACAGCACAGGGCCCAAAUUGAUAUGCUGUAGAGGUGUUGGAUAGACUUGAUGUAGCAUGCCGAAAUGUUUUCUAUAACAUUUAUUUUUUUCAACUCCCUGGGGUAAUGCCAUUUGUCUCAACCCCUUACCAUGAAUGAUUCUUCCAACAAAGCAGGGGUAUUUGGUAAGAUAGUGCUAUGUGUUUAUCUAGAUAUUCUAUUUGCCUUGAAUUUUCCCCUUUGACUAGGUAUGUGUUUGCCAUUAUUCAUAUAUCAUUGUGUGCAUGUAUGUUUUGUAGAUUGGAACAGAAAGAUAAAUCAUACUUGUAUAUUGUUCAAUGUGUAUUGUAAUGUAAUUUAGCUUCUGUAUAUUUGUCUGAUACAAAUCAUGUAUAUUUAUCAGGUUUUUAUUCCCUAUUUAACAGUAACUGCUGUUUUUCUUGUAAAAAUGUAUGAAUCGUUUUGGGGGAGUUCACAUCUACAUUGUGAGAGUCAAGGGCCGAACCAGCUGUAAAGAGUCUAUUUCAUCCAUUGCAUCAUGUAGUCUUGCCAAACUCUACAACCCCACUGGUAGCUUUGGUAAAUGUACAUGCUGUAUAAAGAUUGUACAAGUGUAAGAAGCCGUGUUUUGCUAUAGACAAUAAAGUUAUCAUAUGAUUGUGAA